This is a messenger RNA of Frankliniella occidentalis (western flower thrips), 1699 nucleotides long. RefSeq lists its product as uncharacterized. The record is from RefSeq and is a predicted model, not a curated record. Bases 685 to 1665 code for a protein of 326 amino acids. Lineage: Eukaryota; Metazoa; Arthropoda; Insecta; Thysanoptera; Thripidae. The transcript has 2 exons.
AGACUCGAGGGAAUAAACAAAUGAGCCCCGGAUCCGGCGAGAGAGGAGGAGGAAGGAGACGCGAGCCUGCGGCGCCGUCAUCGUGUCGUGGAUCUGAUCUGCGCCCCGGGGCCCCGGGGCCCCGGGGGCCGCGGGCCGGGCCGGGUCGCCGGGGAGGGGCCGGGCCUGUUGGCAUACAGCUGUCUCAUCGCGUCCACAUUACGCAUCGCUGAUACCGGCUGAAAUGUGGGCUCGCCACUGUGGCGCGGCGGCAGUGCACUACUGUGUGUGUGUGUGUGUAUGUAUGUGUGUGUUGUUUUCACCUGGCCCAGCAGCGGUGGCCAGCGUGCUGCAGAAAGUAGUGCCGCCGCGCCGCCUAGUUCUGCGCUCAUUAUUUAUUCCUAAGCCCCCCCCCCCCUCGACUUCCCCGCGACGCCACGCCACGCUCCCUCUCCGCUCCCCGCUGCGACCGUUUCUCUCAAAUUCAGCAGCACCGAAGGCGUGUUUUCGUUCCCCUACCACGGGCUACCGCUCGUCUUUUCGUUCGUGUUUGUGACGUCAUCGACGCAAGCGCGGUAGCGUGGUUGGAGCUACCGCGCUACCAUUCGGCGGAGGUGUCUUGAGUGUUUGUGGUAGGCGCUGUGGCGGGAAGAGAAGAGCAAGGAGCUGAGACGGGACAAAGUUAAUUGUUAAUUUGUAAUAACAAUGAACGUAAAUUUAACUUUAGAUCAGCACCAAUUGUGCAUGACACCCGAAGGUGCACUUGUACCAGGGGACGUGCCGGGAACUUUCAUAAUAUAUGAUACUUUAAAUAAUCGCACACUCAACGUUCCGAUGGAACAUUCACCGAAAGUUGUGGGCUUCCUGGCGGCGAAGCCCAAAACUAUUAUUCAAAAUGUUCUUGCCAAUAAUGAAGAUGGUGCUGAAGCUCCAGCAGCUUCAGAAGACUGUUCAAGUGAGAUUGGUGAGAUUUGGAUAAAGAACAGUGGGAAACCGUCCCCACUGGAUGUUCAAGCUAGGGAUGAUCUUAUUUCGCUGUAUGGGAGUGAAAAGUAUCAAGCACUGAUGGCAGACAAAAAAACAACCAAGAAGAGAGUCUGGGAGAUGCUUGCUGAUGAAAUGAAGAAGAAAGGAUAUCUCUUUGGGGACAGGGACGCAGGCAAAGUCUGCUCCCAAAAAUGGAGGAACAUGGAGGGGGAAACCUUGAAGGUUCUUGCAGCAGCCGGACCAAACAAUACUGGUGGAGGACAAGUGAAGAAGCCAUCCUAUUUUGAAGAGGUUCACGCUGUAGUAAAGGACAAGGCAAAGGCCGUUCCUAAAAAUCUCCAGGACUCUCUGGCCUCCUCCUCUUCUCAGGACGUCAGUCAGAAGAUUUCCGAUGACGAGGAAGAGCCACGACCGUCAGAUGCUGCUUCAGAGGUGUCGCCCUUCCUGAAGGUGCAAACAAGUUCCCAGCCAAAACGAAGUCCAAAUAAUUUGGAAAUUCUUAAGUUUUUGAAGGAAGAUGCGGAGAAGAAGGAUCGUCAAAAUGAAAAUCUUAUACAGUUCUUAAAAAAAAAGGCCAGAAAGGACGACAAGAGAAAGAGGUCAUUCCUCUCCGUUUUGGAGAGGAUUGCUGGAGCCAAAAAGUCGAAGACUGAUGACCAGGAGACUGAGUCAUCCGAAGAGGGUAGCUCUUCGGACUAGUUUUAGUAUUGUUGCAACCAGAUUUAAGUUUUUU